AUGGCUAAGAGGGAGGUUAUGGUGGCGGCCUGGCGAGGAGCCAACGCCCCACUCCCUAUUUCUCCUGCACUUCUCCCCCAUUCUCUCCAUGCACAAGAUCGGAGGUGCCUUCCGAUCCAACCGCCCCAGCCAGGUCGAACGGCGCUGCCCUUACCAUCGGCGGGAUCGGGACGCCGGCCUUACUCGCGGUCCUCCGCCCCACCCAGCUCGCUCGAGCGCCGCCACCCUCCUCCGCGCCCAGCCCACUCGAACGACGCUGCCCUCCCGAUCGGCGGGAUCGCAGCCGCCUCCCUCACCCACGGCAUCCUGCUCCGCACACGCGUUAACACCGCCGGCCGCACCCAGGACUGCCUCCUCCGCAACCGCGAGAAUGCUGCUGCCCGCACCCGCGAGAUUGCCGCCGCCCUCCUGAAGGUAGUACAAUCAUACCCGCAACUCCGGAGUAUGAGAGAAACAGGUUGGCAAGAAUUUAGAGACGCAAGGCUGAGGAGGCAGGGCCUCUUGCGAACAUGUGGAACAUAGCUAAUCAAUUUAUAUACGGUCAGAAUGCAAAAGACAAAGAGAGGCGCAAAUAUGAUGAUGGUAGCAAUGGAUCCGACUAUGAGCCAAAUGAUGAUGAGGAGGGCUGAUGGUGCCGAUGAGGUUUCUGGAGAAGAAGAGGAGCAUGAGCCAACUCUACAUAUGUAAAUGAAAAGGUACUAUAUCUUAGUGUCAUACAUAGUAGAUAAUACCUUUCUUUCUACCAUGUUCAUGAACUUGUGUAUAUCAUUUUUGAGUCACUAGACCGUUGGUUUUCCAAUUAGUGCUUUCCUGUCUUGCUGGUACAUGGGUGUUGGUGAGCUGAUAAACAUUUUAAAGGGGAAAAGAGAGAAGGAAUAGUCGAUUUUAUGUUCAUUAAAAUAGAGUA
This is a messenger RNA of Lolium perenne, 907 nucleotides long. Lineage: Eukaryota; Viridiplantae; Streptophyta; Magnoliopsida; Poales; Poaceae. The record is from RefSeq and is a predicted model, not a curated record.